Molecule: messenger RNA, 2966 nt
Organism: Pipistrellus kuhlii (Kuhl's pipistrelle)
Lineage: Eukaryota; Metazoa; Chordata; Mammalia; Chiroptera; Vespertilionidae
Gene: KLHL40
Product: kelch like family member 40
Exons: 6
Coding region: 475-2538 (687 amino acids)
Biological process (GO): negative regulation of proteasomal ubiquitin-dependent protein catabolic process; skeletal muscle fiber development; negative regulation of protein ubiquitination
Cellular component (GO): A band; I band
Molecular function (GO): protein binding
Source: RefSeq, a predicted model, not a curated record
ACAGUUGAAGGAGUGUCGCAGAGCUGGGGCAGACAUGGGAGAAGAUCUUCCCAUUUUAAAGGGGGGACAACAAGGUCCCCAACGACUGAAGGCCAUGCUCACAUUCUCUGAGCACAAACCCAGGCACACUGUAUCCAGCAGUGGCUGGAGUGAGAUACACUCCAGAGCGGAAACAGAGGCGCCUGAUGGAAAGACCCAGAAGGCAUGAAGGGAGACCCAAGGUGGGCUCCAAUACCCGCCCCUCCCUCCCUGAUGGAAGGGGCAGAACUUGGCCAUCCCCUCCCCCGCCCCCAAGGGGCACUGCCCAACCUAGGAAUGCGAUGAAGGCCAUGCCGUGCUCCAUUUAGAAAUGAGGCAGUGAGGCCCCCCUCUUCCCGGGAGGGCCCAGAAACCCCACUCCUGUCCCAUGAGUCCGCGGGGCUGGGUCAAGGCUGCUGGGAGCGGGCCUGUGCCCAGCUGUCCCCGCGCUGCGUCAUGUGCGGGAGGCCAGGCAGCUCGCCUUACAGGGCCAGGCCCACCUCUAUAUAUAGCCCACCAGGACAGCUGCGCGGGCUGAGCACCGCCCAGCAGGGGAGCAGGGGAACAGGGACUGCAGACGGCACCCAGCACCCCCAGUGGCUGCACCCUAGGCCGCUCGCCAUGGCGGUGGGCCUGGAGCAGGCGGAGGAGCAGCGGCUGUACCAGCAGACGCUCCUGCAGGACGGGCUCAAGGACAUGCUGGACCACGGCAAGUUCCUGGACUGCGUGGUGCGGGUGGGCGAGCGCGAGUUCCCGUGCCACCGCCUGGUGCUGGCGGCCUGCAGCCCCUACUUCCGAGCGCGCUUCCUGGCCGAGCCGGAGGCGGCGGCGGGCGGCGAGCUGCGCCUGGAGGAGGUGGCCCCGGACGUGGUGGCGCAGGUGCUGCACUACCUGUACACGUCGGAGAUCUCGCUGGACGAGGCGAGCGUGCAGGACCUGUUCGCCGCGGCGCACCGCUUCCAGAUCCCGUCCAUCUUCACCAUCUGCGUGUCCUUCCUGCAGAAGCGCCUGUGCCUGUCCAACUGCCUGGCCGUGUUCCGCCUGGGGCUCCUGCUGGACUGCGCGCGCCUGGCCGUGGCCGCCCGCGACUUCAUCUGCGCGCGCUUCCCGCUCGUGGCGCGCGACGCCGACUUCCUGGGGCUCUCGGCCGACGAGCUCAUCGCCAUCAUCUCCAGCGACGGCCUCAACGUGGAGAAGGAGGAGGCGGUGUUCGAGGCGGUGAUGCAGUGGGCGGCCGGCGGCGGCGCGGACCCCGAGGCCCAGGCCGAGCGCCAGCGCGCGCUGCCCACCGUGUUCGAGAGCGUGCGCUGCCGCCUGCUGCCCCGCGCCUUCCUGGAGAGCCGCGUGGAGCGCCACCCGCUGGUGCGCGCCCAGCCCGAGCUGCUGCGCAAGCUGCAGAUGGUCAAGGACGCGCACGAGGGCCGCCUCACCGUGCUGCGCAAGAAGAAGAAGGACAAGGGGAAGGAGGCGGCCGGGCCCAAGGCGGCUGGCAAGGGCGGCGCUGGCGAAGCCAAGGCCGAGGGGAAGGAGGAGGAGGAGGAGGAGGGCGAGCGCGUCCUCCCUGGUAUCCUCAAUGACACGCUGCGCUUUGGCAUGUUCCUGCAGGACCUCAUCUUUAUGAUCAGCGAGGAGGGCGCUGUGGCCUACGACCCGGCCGCCAAUGAGUGCUACUGUGCCUCCCUCUCCACCCAGAUCCCCAAGAACCACGCCAGCCUGGUCACCAAGGAGAACCAGGUCUUCGUGGCCGGGGGCCUCUUCUUCAAUGAGGACAACAAAGAGGACCCCAUGAGCUCUUACUUCUUGCAGUUUGACCACCUGGACUCAGAGUGGCUGGGAAUGCCGCCGCUGCCCUCGCCGCGCUGCCUCUUCGGCCUGGGAGAGGCUCUCAACGCCAUCUACGUGGUCGGCGGCCGGGAGCUCAAGGAGCGGGAGAGCAGCCUGGAUUCGGUCAUGUGCUACGACAGGCUGUCGUUCAAAUGGGGUGAAUCGGACCCGCUGCCUUACGCAGUGUACGGCCACGCAGUGCUCUCCCAUAUGGACCUCGUCUACGUCAUCGGCGGCAAAGGCAGCAACAGGAAGUGCCUGAAUAAGAUGUGCGUCUAUGACCCGAAGAAGUUCGAGUGGAAGGAGCUGGCUCCCAUGCAGACGGCCCGGUCCCUCUUCGGGGCCACCGUCCACGAUGGCCGCAUUUUUGUGGCCGCGGGGGUCACGGACACAGGGCUGACCAGCUCGGUGGAGGUGUACAGCAUCACAGACAACAAGUGGUCGCCCUUUGAGGCCUUCCCGCAGGAGCGCAGCUCGCUCAGCCUGGUCAGCUUGGCGGGCACCCUCUACGCCAUCGGCGGCUUUGCCACCCUGGAGACUGAGUCCGGGGAGCUGGUCCCCACGGAGCUCAAUGACAUCUGGAGAUAUAACGAGGAGGAGAAGAAGUGGGAGGGUGUUUUGCGGGAGAUGGCCUAUGCCACCGGUGCCACCUUCCUCCCGGUGCGACUCAACGUGCUGCGCCUGACCAAGAUGUGACCAGCGCGAAGGGCCUGAACGAAGCGCCGUCCCAUCCUGAGGCCCACACAGGCCGGGCCUCCUGGGGGCUCCGGGGAUGAGGCCGGGAGGGGCCGGAGCCCGCCUGGACCUGUGAUAGUGGCCGAGUGGCUGCUUCAGUCGGGGAAGGUAAUAGCUGCCCAGUCCUAGCCUUGGGGCAGGGGCGAGGCAUGUUAGGCCUCUCUGGGGUCUCUGUAUCCUCCUGUUCUUAAGCCAGAACCACAGGGUCACAUCCCAGGCUCCAUCCCGAGCCUGUCCCAGCCCAGCUGCGUGCCAGCAAAUUCCCCACAGGACCCAGUGCUGGCUGUCGGGUGGGGACGGUCCCCACCGAGCACUCCCUGCAGCACAGACAGGUCUCCUUCUGCGAGAAGAAUAAAGUGCCUUCCGAGCGGGCAGCUCAGGGCCCGGAA